Molecule: messenger RNA, 8684 nt
Organism: Puntigrus tetrazona (Sumatra barb)
Lineage: Eukaryota; Metazoa; Chordata; Actinopteri; Cypriniformes; Cyprinidae
Product: unconventional myosin-XVIIIa-like
Cellular component (GO): myosin complex
Molecular function (GO): protein binding; cytoskeletal motor activity; ATP binding
Source: RefSeq, a predicted model, not a curated record
GCCUACAUUUUUGGGGGUGGGGAAAAAGCUGGAGAGCGUUGCAGCGGUGGUACUUGGGGUUUUAUUUUUAGCCUCUUCGCGACCCUCUACCACGACAGCUGUCUCCCUCCUCCUCCUUCUCCUCUGACAGAGCAGAGUCAGGAAUAGCCUAUCACUUUGCACCUCUCAGAAUUUAGGCUGCCGGUUAGUUUGACGUGGGUCUUGUGGUUCUCAGGACCGUCUUUCUGGCUCAAAUACACACACAUGCUCUCGUCUCACAGCUUUGGUUGGCACUCAUCUGCGCUCUGACCUUGGUGGGGAACGACUUUCAGUGUUUGGAGCUGCUGCAAAAGAUCUCAGAGCCAAGAGCCUCCUCUUCUUUCCAGCAUUGUGGGUCUUAUUUACCUGAAGUUUGUGACCUCACGUAACAUAACUGUGAAGAUCAGCAUCCAUUCUGCCAGCCUCUUGUCUGCUGGUCCCUUCAUCUGUCACUCAUCUUUUCAUCCCGCCCUCCCUCCCUCAUCAAACCCUUACCCGGCCCAGCCCAUGACAGCAGCGUUGCCAGCAUGGCAUUCUCAUCACGCUUUUCCUUCUGGGAGCAAAAGAUCAAAGAAGAGAACAAGCCAAUCCCCAAGAAUUCAAAAGACAAUUCUGACAGCGAUGGCAGUCUGAGUAGCCGUUCCCAGUCAGUUCCCAGCCUGGAGCCUGGCAGAGGCCUACUUCGAGCCAAAAGUCCUCAGCCUGUUCAGGACGAACCCACAGAGAUCCAGUCUCAAUCUCUGUUCAGGCGAGUCAAAAGCCCUUCACCUAACAGAGACAAGAUGGCAACCAGAAAGUUCUCUGAAGUUCCCAAAAUGCCAGAGCGCUUCAAAAGCCCUGAGCCUCCCCGAAGUCCCUUGAGCCCUGAACCUUUCCAGAAUGGAGAAAGCAAAAUUAAUGUUACCCUUAAUGGCAGUGUAAAGACUACAGCAAGUGCCAGUCAACCAGAACUCACAGAGGACUUGCAGGGUGGGACUCGUAAGAAGGUGGUAAAGGUGGUACGCAGAGUGGUUAGGAGGGUAGUUCCUGCUGAAGAAGACACUGCAACAAACCCUGUAGCCAUGUCACCAGAACCAUCUAAACCAGCUUUAGAAUCACUGAAACCUGAACCAGCAUCUGUUCCAAAAGUUGUAAAGAUGCCUGUGUUCUCCUUCAAACAUGAUUCCAUAAAGAAGGAGGAAAGAGAUGAUAUCUCUGUUGGACUGACAAGUUUAAUGACACGAGGCAGGACCAGAGAACCUCGUCCGCGCAUUCGCAAGGAUGAGCCUCCUGAAAAAGAGGAUGUGAAAGCUGUAGAGAAAUCUCAAAAGAAGGAAAUUUCUGGACCAGCACAAGAUAAAACUGUUCCGAAUGUAGAGGCCUCUCAGAAUCCAAAACAAGAGCCACAGACUUCAGCAUCUCCUGCUAUCUUGACGACUCCCAAGUCUCUUGUUUCACCACCAGCAGGAUUCAUCCCAACCCCAAAACCCAAUCCACUCUCUCCCCCAUCUGGUUUUGUUCCUACACCGAAACCCUUAGGAUUUUCCACCACCUCAAAACCAUCUACUCUUUCCCCUCCAGCAGGCUUUAUUCCUGCUUCAAAACCUUCUCCUGUGACUCCUGCUGGAUUUGUUCCAACAGCUCCUAUUGUUUCUCCACCUUUAGCCCCUAUUUCAGAUCCCAAAACAUUGCCUGUUAUCCCGGGUUCCACACCUGCUGUUCCUAAAGCAGCUGCUACUUCUGCUCCAACCGCUCCUGGUAAAUCCAACACCCAUAACCCCCCGGCCCCCAAAACAGAUCCAUUUGCCCCUCCAUCAGGGUUCAUUCCCACCAAUAAACAGAUACCUAUGAAGAAACCAGAGGUGAAGAUGGCCAUACGUGUGCCACCAAGUCAAGCAGGGAGACCUUCUCCUGGGAGCAUUUCUAAACCCUCUCUACCAACCUUGUUCAAAAAGGAGAGUCCGCCACUGAGUCCCACAGAAGAAGCACAGAGACGGCUGGAGAAGAUCUUCGCUGCACCUCUGGAACCUGUGGCCAGUGCCUCUGCGUCGUCUCAGGGACAGGUGGAGGAGGACCCCGUGGCAAUCCUAAAGGCAGACCAUGCCGCUGCCGCCCAUCCUAAGGUGAAAACAGAGGAGCAGAUAGCUGCAGAGCAGGCAUGGUACGGUACGGAGAAAGUGUGGCUGGUCCACAAGGAUGGAUUCUCUCUGGCCACUGUUGUGAAGACAGAGGCUGGAAGUCUACCAGAGGGGAAAGUGAAAAUCAAACUGGAGCAUGAUGGGACAGUACUGGACGUGGACGAAGAUGACAUAGAGAAGGCGAACCCUCCGUCAUUUGACCGCUGCGAGGACUUGGCAGCUCUGCUCUAUCUGAACGAGUCCAGUGUCAUGCAUUCCUUGCGCCAGCGCUAUGGAGGAAAUCUCAUCCACACAUACGCAGGGCCCAACAUGGUGAUCAUCAACCCUACCAGCGCCCCCUCCAUGUACUCAGAGAAGGUGAUGCACAUGUUCAAAGGCUGUCGGCGGGAAGACACAGCCCCUCAUAUAUAUGCAGUGGCCCAGUCAGCCUACCGAAAUCUUUUGACAACACGGCAGGACCAGUCUGUAGUGCUGCUGGGAAAGAGCGGCAGUGGCAAGACCACAAACUGCCAGCAUUUAGUCCAGUACCUGGUGUCCAUCGCAGGCAGCACCGGAAAGAUCUUUACUGCUGAGAAAUGGCAAGCUGUCUACACAAUCCUAGAGGCCUUUGGAAACAGUGCCACCUCCAUGAACAAUAACGCAAGCCGCUUUUCCCAGAUCGUCUCGCUGGAUUUUGACCAGGCUGGUCAGGUGGCCUCUGCCUCCAUUCAGACAAUGCUGCUGGAGAAGCUGCGAGUGGUAAAACGACCAGAGACCGAGUCCACUUUUAAUGUUUUUUAUUACAUGAUGGCUGGAGCAGAUAGCACACUUAGAACGGAGUUGCAUUUUAACCACUUUGCAGAGAACAGCGCUUUUGGGAUUGUGCCUCAAACUAAGUCUGAGGACAAGCAAAAGGCAUCACAACAGUUCACUAAACUGCAGGCAGCUAUGAAGGUUCUGGGCAUCUCUUCUGAUGAACAGAAAGCUCUGUGGCUCAUCCUUGGAGCCAUUUACCAUCUUGGAGCUGCAGGAGCCACGAAAGAAGCUGAUGAAGCGGGUCGGAAACAAUUUGCACGCCACGAGUGGGCCCAGAAGGCGGCUUACCUCUUGGGUUGCACCCUAGAAGAACUCUCGUCUUCUAUCUUCAAACACCAGCCCAAGGGAACCUUACAGAGAUCCACCUCAUUCCGCCAGGGACCAGAUGAUACCGGGACAGGAGAAAACUCGGCUCCAAAGAUCACAGCUCUGGAGUGUCUGGAGGCCAUGGCUGCUGGACUCUACUCUGAACUCUUUACUCUGGUCAUCUCACUUGUUAACCGAGCGCUGAAGUCGAGUCAGCAUUCCCUGUGCUCUCUGCUUAUUGUGGACACACCGGGAUUCCAGAACCCAAAGUUUACGAAGCGGGACCGCGGAGCCACCUUUGAGGAGCUGUGCCACAACUAUACACAAGAACGUCUACAAACGCUUUUCCACGAACGCACUUUUGUACAGGAGCUAGAACGCUACAAGGAGGAAAACAUAGAGCUUGCAUUAGAUGACAUAGAGUCCAGUACGUCACUCUCUGUAUCAGCUAUAGACCAAGCCUCCACUCAAGCAUUGGUGCGGACCUUGGCCAGGACAGAUGAGGCGAGGGGCCUGCUGUGGCUGAUGGAGGAGGAAGCUCUGCAGCCCGGGGGCUCAGAGGAAACUCUACUGGAGAGACUCUUCAGUUAUUACAGCCCUGUGGAUGGAGAGAGCAAAGGCCCUGCCCUGCUGCUAAAGAGUGAGAAGGCACAUCACUUCCUGUUGGGUCACAGCCAUGGGACUGACUGGGUGGAAUAUGAUGCUAGCGGCUGGUUGAACCAUGCCAAACAGAAUCCUGCCUCCCAGAAUGCAGCCAUUUUACUGCAGGACUCUCAGAAGAAGAAUAUCAGUGGCUUGUUUAUGGGGCGUUCAGGGGGAGCCACAGUUUUGUCGGGCUCUAUUGCUGGGCUUGAGGGCGGAUCACAGCUGGCCCUGCGCAGGGCCACAAGUAUGAGAAAGACCUUCACCACUGGUGUGGCGGCUGUUAAAAAGAAGUCCCUCUGCAUUCAGAUUAAACUGCAAGUAGAUGCGCUUAUAGACACGGUGCGGCGGUCCAGGGUGCACUUUGUGCACUGUCUGCUGCCUAAAGCAGAGACGCCGGCUGGGGAUUUAAAGGUGUUAGGACCGUCAUCUCGCUCUGGGGAGAUAGAUGCACAGGGAGAAAGCUGUGACAACGGCCUCAUGCAGCUGGAUGUGUGCUUGCUCCGAGCACAGCUGCGUGGCUCCAAACUGCUCGACGCCCUGCGUAUCUACCGCCAAGGUUAUCCCGAUCAUUUGGUCUUCUCGGAGUUCCGUCGCCGCUUUGAUGUGCUGACUCCUCAUCUGACAAAGAAACAUGGGCGGAACUACAUUGUAACCGAUGAGAGAAGGGCUGUCGAGGAGCUGCUGGAAUCUCUUGAGCUGGAAAAAAGCAGUUAUCACAUGGGCUUGAGCAGGGUGUUCUUCAGGGCAGGAGUUUUGGCUAAGCUAGAGGAGCACAGAGAUAUCCAAACCAGACGCAACAUCACCCUGUUUCAGGCUGCUUGCAGGGGCUACUUGGCCCGACAAGCCUUCAAGAAAAGAAAGAUCCAGGACUUGGCAAUCCGCUGCAUCCAGAAAAACAUCAAGAAGAACCGGGGUGUUAAAGGCUGGCCGUGGUGGAAGCUCUUCACCACCGUCCGUCCUCUCAUCGAGGUUCAGCUUACAGAGGAACAGAUCCGCGGCAAAGACGAGGAAAUUCAGCAACUCAAGUUGAAGCUGGAGAAGGUUGAGAAGGAGAGGAAUGAGUUGAGACUCAAUAGUGACCGACUGGAAAGCAAGAUCACAGAACUCUCAUCAGAGCUCGCCGAUGAGCGCAACACGGGCGAAUCUGCCUCGCAGCUGCUGGAGUCCGAGACCUCGGAGAGACUUAGGCUAGAGAAAGACAUGAAGGAUCUACAGGCCAAGUUUGACGCUAUGAAGAAGCAGAUGGAGUCUAUGGAGAUGGAGGUGAUGGAGGCACGACUCAUACGGGCAUCAGAGCUCAACGGGGAAAUGGACGACGACGACACUGGUGGAGAAUGGAGGCUCAAGUAUGAGAGAGCCAUCAGAGAAAUCGAGUUUACCAAGAAGAGACUCCAGCAGGAGUUUGAUGAUAAACUAGAGGUUGAGCAGCAAAACAAGAGGCAGCUGGAGAGAAAGCUGACAGACCUGCAGGCAGACAAUGAAGAGGUGUGCAGCGCGGCGCAGCAGCUGAAGAAGAAAUGCCAGAGACUGACAGCCGAGCUGCAGGACACCAAACUGCACCUGGAGCAGCAGAGCCGCAACCAUGACCUGGAGAAAAAACAGCGCAAGUUUGACUCAGAGCAGACUCAGGCUCAAGAGGAGGUGCAGAGAGAGAAGAGUCAGCGGGAGAAACUGAGCAGAGAGAAAGACAUGCUGACCGGGGAAGUGUUCAGCCUCCGACAACAACUGGAGGAUAAGGAUCUGGAGAUAUGUGCUGUCAAUCUGAAGCUCGAGCAAAUGGAGGCAGAGCUUCAAGAUCUAAACUCGCAGGAGACAAAGGACGAGGCGUCAUUGGCCAAGGUUAAAAAGCAGCUUCGUGACCUUGAGGCAAAGGUCAAAGAUCAAGAAGAAGAGCUUGAUGAACAGGCUGGAACCAUUCAGAUGCUGGAGCAGGCCAAGCUCCGUCUGGAGAUGGAGAUGGAGAGACUCAGACAGACGCAUUCGAAAGAGAUUGAGAGCAAAGACGAUGAGGUGGAGGAGAUCAGACAGUCCUGCAGCAAGAAGCUCAAGCAAAUGGAGGUGCAGCUGGAGGAGGAGUAUGAAGAGAAGCAGAAGGUCUUGCGGGAGAGAAGGGACCUGGAAACCAAGCUGAUGAGCGCUCAAGACCAGGUGAGCCACAGAGAUGUGGAGACAGAAAAGCGUCUGAGGAAAGACCUGAAGCGUACAAAGGCCUUGCUGGCUGAUGCCCAGAUCAUGCUGGAUCACUUGAAGAACAAUGCUCCCAGCAAGAGAGAGAUUGCUCAGCUCAAGAACCAGCUCGAGGAGUCGGAAUUCACAUGUGCUGCUGCCGUCAAAGCACGAAAGUCAAUGGAAGUGGAGAUUGAGGACCUCCAUGUCCAAAUGGAUGACAUAUCUAAAUCCAAGCAGGCGCUUGAGGAGCAGCUGAGUCGAUUGCAGAGGGAGAAGAAUGACCUGCAGUCCCGCAUGGAGGAGGAUCAGGAGGACAUGAACGAACUCAUGAAGAAACACAAAGCCGCUGUUGCCCAGUCCUCACAGAACCUGGCCCAGAUCAGUGACCUGCAGGCCCAGCUGGAGGAGGCCAUGAAGGAGAAACAGGACGUCCAGGAGAAGCUCACAGCCCUGCAGAGUCAGCUAGAGUUCCAAGAGCAGUCCAUGGUGGACAAGUCUCUGGUCAGCCGGCAGGAGGCCAAGAUCCGUGAGCUGGAGACCAAGCUGGAGUUUGAGAAGACACAGGUCAAACGCUUGGAGAGUCUUGUAGCGAGGCUGAAAGAGAAUCUCGAGAAGUUGACUGAGAGGAGAGACCAGCGCAGUGCCAGCGAGAAUCGGGAGAAAGAGCAGAACAAACGUCUCCUGAGGCAGAUCCGAGACGUCAAAGAGGAGAUGGCCGAGCUGGCCAAGAAGGAAGCGGAAGCCAGCCGCAAGAAACACGAGCUGGAAAUGGAUAUUGAGAGUUGGGCGGCCAAUCAGAGUCUCCAGGCAGAUCUCAAGCUGGCCUUUAAGAGGAUCGGAGACCUCCAGGCUGCUAUUGAGGAUGAGAUGGAGAGCGAUGACAAUGAGGAUCUCAUCAACAGUUUACAAGACAUGGUGACUAAGUAUCAGAAACGAAAGAACAAAAUCGAGGGCGCCUCUGAUACCGACUCUGAGGUGGAGGACCGCGUUGAUGGGGUGAAGUCAUGGCUGUCCAAAAACAAGGGCUCUGCCAAGAACCUGUCAGAUGAUGGUAGUCUGAAGAGCUCAAGAUUUGCUGUAAAUGUUGACGGAAAGGGGAAAGAGUGGGAAGAGGGUAAAGAAUGGAAAGACAGUGGCAAAGGUAAAGAGUUAGAACCCAUCAGGCCUGUGUCUGUCAUGAGUUCCCUCAGCUACAGGAAACGCUCCAACAUGAAGGACUCCAUAGGAGGUAAGGGGGAUGAGAGUUCGCUCCUCAACACCCUCAAAGAACAAUCUGAUUCCCAGGACCUGUCUUCCUUCCGCAAGAACAAAGCCAAGCAGGAAGCUGAGGAUGACUCCUACUCUGUCAACUCCUGGAGGAAGGCGGGAGAUGAUCUUGAGGAUCGUGGAUCUGUCAUCUCUCAGGCCUAUUCGGAAGCAGCUAGUCGGGCAAGGAAGGGCAUGGAGAGCCGCUGGUCUGAGUUCGAUAAGGAGUCUGUUGUGUCCUCUGUAGCCCCAAGCCGGGUUUCCACCUGCCGUACUGCGAUGGACCUAGAUGACGAUGCUAUUUCCAGCGUGAGUCGCAUGAGUUCAGUAAGCCGGCGUCGGAGCAUGCCUCGUCUUGACGAUCGCCAGAGUGAAUAUGGUUCACCUGUAAGCCCUAGCUUGAGUCGACGUAGCCCUGGAAGUGUGAGCCGUGCCGAUUCCCGUAUGUCGCUGUCUCGCAGCUGUCGCCUCAGUGAAUUUGACGUGGAUGACGAUGCCCGAAGCAUAGCAUUCAGUGAGGCUCGCUCCAGCGCUUACAGCCCCCACUCAACCUCCGGCCGAAGCUUCUCCAUGCCUCCGCAAGCCCGGACCACUGACUCCAGUCCGCCUGAUGUCUCGGACGUCAAGCCAGUCAGUCACCGCAACUACCUGGACCCUGACCUGGAGGCCGCCAUCAAUGAAGUGUUAAGCUUCAAACCCAUCAAGUUCAAACGCACCAGCUUGGAAGAAUCUGAAGUGGAGAAAAAUAGGCCAGGGGGGGAGGAGGAGGAGGAAGAGGAUGACCGAAAGAGUGUCACCAGCUCCAGGAUCGGCAGGGACAGUGGCCGCUCUUCCAGCUUGCGUCGCUCUGCUUCAGCUGUGGACUUCAUGCGUUCCAGCAGCAGCCUCAGCACCCGCAGCAGCCGCAGCAAGAAGGGCAAGAGCAAGAAGAAGAAGAGGAGAAGCCACAGCUCAGAAUCAGACAGCUCUGAUGAUGGCCACAAGAAAAAGAGCUCCAAGAAGAAGAGCAAGAAGUCCAAGAAGAAGUCCAAGAAAGAGUCUUCGUCUUCCUCCUCAUCCUCAGAUUCUGAGUCUAGCACAGAGUCAGACUCCAGUUCAGGAGCGUCCACUAUUUCUUACAGAAGCUCCAGCAGUAUCAAGAAAGCCCCUGGCAGGCAGGCCUCAGGCUCUGAGGGAGAGCUGGAGCCCGAAGACCCCUCUGAAGGAGCUCCCCCAAUGACUAAGAAAGAGGAGAAGAAGAGAAAGAAGAAAGUAGACAAUCUUAUGAUGAAGUACCUGUACAGGCCUGACAGUGACUAAAGAUUGCACCCACCCUCCAGUCGCAGACGCUUCUGCCUUGACAGAUCUGACGAGGAAGAGGAAGAAGAAAAAGAGGAAGGGAGCGCGGGC